AUGGCGAAAUCCUCCAUUAUUCAGUUUCUUCUAUCAGUGUUUCUUCUGUCCACUUUCUGUCUCCAACCUAUCCAUGCCAUUAAGAACUCUUACGUUGUGUACUUAGGGUCACAUUCCCAUGGCCCAAAUCCUACUGCUGCUGACCUUGAUUCAGCCACAACUUCUCAUUACAAUAUAUUGGGAUCACUCUUGGGAAGCCUUGACAGAGCACAACAAGCAAUAAUUUAUUCUUACAAUAGAAAUAUUAAUGGCUUUGCUGCUCAACUUGAAGAGGAAGAAGCAUACAAGCUUGCACAGAAUCCAAAUGUGAUGUCUGUGUUCUUGAACAGGAGGCGGGAACUGCACACAACACGAUCAUGGGAGUUUCUUGGGCUGGAGUCUUCUCAAGGAAAACUCAAUAAUGAUUCUUCUUGGGCUAAGGCGAAGUAUGGGGAAGAUACAAUCAUUGCUAACCUUGACACAGGCGUUUGGCCGGAAUCCAAGAGCUUCAGCGAUGAAGGAAUGGGGCCUAUACCAUCAAAAUGGCGUGGACAAUGCCAAUUUGGAGAUCUUCGUUCAAAAAAAUCUCUCUGUAACAGGAAACUGAUAGGAGGAAGAUUCUUCAUCAAAGGCUUUGAGGCAUUUGCCGGCAAACAGAAUGCCUCUUGGUACACUACACGUGACGUUGAAGGCCAUGGCUCUCACACUUUAUCAACUGCUGGUGGAAACUUCGUUGAAGGAGCUAAUGUCUUGGGUGUUGGAACCGGUACGGCUAAAGGUGGAUCUCCAAAGGCAAGAGUUGCAGCCUACAAGGUUUGCUGGCCUCCUGCUCAGGGUCAAGUGGCUGGAGGCUGCUUUGAUGCUGAUAUAUUAGCAGGGUUUGAUGCUGCAAUAAGUGAUGGUGUUGAUGUUAUUUCUGCUUCCAUUGGUGGUGAACCCGUAGACUUGUUCAGUGAUGCUAUAGCCAUAGGGUCCUUCCACGCUAUUUCCAAGGGAAUAUCGGUAGUUAGUUCUGCAGGCAAUUCCGGACCAAGACCUGGAUCUGUGUCUAAUAUAGCUCCAUGGAUGUUAACUGUUGGCGCUAGCACAUUAGAUAGGAACUUCGUUAACUAUAUAGCUCUUGGUGAUAGGAAGCAUCUGACGGGAGCCACUCUUUCAGCUAUGAGCUUGCCAUCUCAAAAAUUCUACCCUCUGAUUAGUUCUAAGGAUGCCGGAGCUCCUGAUGUGCCAUCCAAUUUUGCUGAGCUCUGCCUCAAUGGAACCCUUGAUCCUAAAAAGGUGAAGGCGAAGAUAUUGGUCUGCCUCAGAGGUGAGAAUGCAAGAACAGCAAAAGGCGUGGAAGCCUCUCGAGUAGGAGCAGUAGGGAUGAUCUUGGCCAAUGAUGCCCAAAGCAUGGAUAAUACUAUAGCAGACCCUCAUGUUUUGCCUGCUUCAAAUAUCAAUUAUGAAGAUGGUCAAUAUCUUUAUAAGUACAUCAAGAAAGCCAAGAACCCUGUGGCUUACAUGACUAGUGCCAAAACAUUAAUGCCAAUAAAGCCAGCUCCUGUCAUGGCUGCAUUCUCUUCAAGGGGACCCAACACAAUCCUGCCUUCAAUCCUCAAGCCUGAUAUUACUGCACCUGGGGUGAACAUCAUUGCUGCUUAUACAGAAGCCAUAGGCCCAACUGAGCAAGAUUUUGAUAAACGAAGAGUUCCUUUCAAUGCAAUGUCAGGAACUUCUAUGUCUUGCCCUCAUAUUUCUGGCAUUGUAAGCCUUCUCAAAACCCGUCAUCCUGACUGGAGUCCUGCAGCCAUCAGAUCGGCAAUCAUGACCACCGCAAGCACUACAGAUGACGCCAAGAAUUCUAUUCUGGAUUCAUCCAUGAAAGAAGCAAUACCAUUUGCUUAUGGAGCAGGACAUGUUCAACCUGAUGCAGCUAUGGACCCGGGGCUUGUUUAUGAUCUGACAAUCAAUGAUUACUUGACCUUCUUAUGUGGUUAUGGCUACAAUGAAACACUUAUUCAGGCACUUUAUGGAAAGCCCUUCACUUGUCCAAAGUCAACCAAUGUGCUGGAUUUCAACUACCCUUCAAUCACAGUGCCCAUUCUGGGGACAAAUACAGUCAAAGUUACAAGGACAGUGACGAACGUGGGGAGACCAAGCAAGUAUUUCGUGGAUAUUAAGGUUCCUAAGGGACUUAAUGUCUUUGUUGAGCCAAGUCACUUGAGAUUCGGCAAAGUUGGUGAGAAGAAGAGCUUCCAGGUUAUGAUAGAAGGAACUGGUCGGCACAGGCCUGCAGCUUAUUCUUUUGCAGAGAUAAUGUGGACAAAUGGGAAGAACACAGUGAGAAGUCCUAUAGUGGCGCACCACAAGUAG
Molecule: messenger RNA, 2334 nt
Organism: Neltuma alba
Lineage: Eukaryota; Viridiplantae; Streptophyta; Magnoliopsida; Fabales; Fabaceae
Product: subtilisin-like protease SBT5.4
Exons: 11
Coding region: 1-2334 (777 amino acids)
Biological process (GO): proteolysis
Molecular function (GO): serine-type endopeptidase activity
Source: RefSeq, a predicted model, not a curated record